Larimichthys crocea (large yellow croaker) is the source of this 4174-nucleotide messenger RNA. It is a transcript of the gene znf653, whose product is annotated as zinc finger protein 653. Gene Ontology annotation, molecular function: transcription coregulator activity. Gene Ontology annotation, cellular component: nucleus. Lineage: Eukaryota; Metazoa; Chordata; Actinopteri; Sciaenidae. The transcript is spliced from 10 exons. Bases 22 to 1956 code for a protein of 644 amino acids. Gene Ontology annotation, biological process: regulation of transcription by RNA polymerase II. The record is from RefSeq and is a predicted model, not a curated record.
ACAUCAGCUGCUGUGGCCAAGAUGGCGCAUAGCCUGGCAGAGGUGGAGGUUCCCCUGGACGCUGACCGCGCCGGGGACCACGGGAAGGGGGUCCCGAGGCGCUGCAGGGGACGGCCCAGGCUCACGGACUCCGACCGAGCUCAGAGGCGUCUCGAAUCCCGAAAAAAGUACGACGUGAGGAGGGUGUACCUGGGAGAGUCUCACAAGCUGUGGAGUGAGCUCCGCAGGCGGACCAGCCUGAGUGAUGCCGGGCUGGCAGAGUACCUGAUCCUGCUCAACUCCACCUAUGGAGACAAGUACCAGCAGAAGUACUGCGGGAAGAAGACUGCUCCAGAAGGCUCGGCGAAACAGAAGAAAGGCAGGAAGGAGCAAGUCUCCAGCCUCCAGAGCCUGGUGUGUUGGUAUCAGGACCAUUCCCGCUCCUGUCCUCAUGAGCCCCAGCUCAGAGCCUUGGAGCCCCAGCCCAACUUCUCCACCGCUGCCAUCUGGCAAUGUGACUGUGACCACUCAUUUGUGCAAUACCUUUUCUCACCGCCGAGGGAGGCAAGCGACUCGGAGCACGAAGCGGAAGUAAACGGAGAAGGCGGCGGAGAGAGUGCAGCAAAAACAGACGUGCCCGCGGCAAAAGGCGUUGUGAGCAGGAAGAGGAGAAAGGAGGCUCACAAACAGUUCAAAGAUGUGGAGGAAAAUGUGGAUGUUUCUGAGGGACAGCAUAUCACCAUGAGCCCCAUAGAACAGGCUGCAGCUGUAAACCACCAGACCAGAAUAGAGACCUCUUCCAAGGAUGUUCCAUUGACAGGACAGCCUGCCUGGGAGAUGGAGAUGGUCAUGGAGCGACAGCAAGGCUCCCCCACUGCAGCAUUCCACUCCACCCCCUCAGAAGAGGAGGCAGAGGAUUUGCGGCGAGGCAGAGACGGAGGAGAGGAAGAGAUAAGGACUGUACCGCACAGUUACGAGUGUGUUACGGUGACGGCGUCUUUAGCUGAUAAACUGGUGAAGGCGGACGAGGACUCGGUGCUGUCGCAGAGCUCCAGUGGCUCAGUCGGAGUGGGAGCUCAGCCGGAUCUCUCAGUCCCGCCACCCACACAUGAGCAGAGCGAGCUGUUUGAUCCUCAGACUCUACAGACGGUGGUGACCAGCUGUGAGAUUCCUGACCAGAGGUCCACUUUAGAAGGCUCACAGUUAAUUAUAAUUACUGGACCCAGCUACGAGGCCCUGGCAUCAGAGGGCAUCCAGCUCAACAUGGGAGGUGGAAACGUAGAGGAAGUCACCUGCACUGUCAUCGGGGGUGUCACCUACAACCCUGUUUGUGCAUCGGACUCAAAACUCAGACCAGUCGAGGAUGAAGACUCCAUGACAGGUCUGAGCGACAAACAGCUGCUGCAGCCCACUGAUGACGCUUUGGAGCUGGGAAGUGACAGAGAGCUGCAGCGGAGUCUGAGCAGUGUCAGGUCAAAGAGAAACAGGCGAGGCCCCGUCAUCGAGGCAGACGGGAUGCUCAAGAUGUUCCACUGUCCGUACGAGGGCUGCAGUCAAGUCUAUGUAGCAAUCAGUAGCUACCAGAAUCAUGUCAACCUAGUUCACAGGAAGGGGAGGACCAAGGUCUGCCCCCAUCCAGGCUGUGGGAAAAAGUUCUAUCUGUCAAACCACCUGCAUCGCCACAUGAUCAUCCAUUCAGGGGUCAGAGAUUUCAUCUGUGAGACGUGUGGAAAAUCAUUUAAGCGCAAGAAUCACCUGGAGGUUCACCGGCGGACCCACACAGGAGAAACACCGCUGCAAUGUGAAAUCUGCGGCUACCAGUGUCGCCAGCGAGCGUCCCUCAACUGGCACAUGAAGAAACACACCCCGGAGGCCCACUACAACUUCACCUGCGAGUUCUGCGAGAAGAGGUUCGAGAAGCUGGAGAGCGUCAAAUUCCACAAGCUAAAGAGCCACCCGGACAAGCAGGCGACCUGAGGCACCCAGACACCGGAGUUAGGAAGCUGAACAAGUAUACAGGUUGGCCCCUGGACAACCCAAGGAAGACUUCUAGUGAAGAGACAGACUUUCCUUUGUUGUGUUGGCUGUCAUGUCCAGGAUGAUAUGAACAUCACCUGUGAACACACAUGCAGUGGAUGAAGUGGGCCAGUCUAAUAGCUGUGCAGAACACAGUGCAGGGCCCAAACAUGGCUUUUGAACAUAUUUGCUAUAAGCAGGAAAGAAAAGCUGAAUCCACGAUUGAUUAAUGAUGUCUAAUUGACCAUUUGUUAAACCCCCAUAGCUUCAUGACCAUAACUACACACAGCUUUGGUGCAUUCUCUUUAUGAUGACGUGGGCUGCGUGGCUGUGAGAGAGACAAAAGUAUAAAAUGGAUGAAACAGCGUGUUAUCUGCUCUAAUGUAGCAUGGCUGUUAAUUAGUUUAUUACCUGCCUUUGUAACCCAACAUUGCUUCCAGUGGUAGCAGUAUUUCAUGCCAUAUUAUUUGAUGGUGUUACAGGUUAUGGUUGAUAUUAGCACAGCCACUGUAAUGUCUCCCUGCUGUGCGGGAGCCGCUCGUCUAGGGUGAGGCUAACAUUAGUGGCUAAGUCCGGCUACCUGCUAAUUUUGUGAUGAAGUUUUACAUUCCAGCAACUCCAGCUCGAGCGGAGUCAACUUCACCAAACUCAGUUCCCCUUAAAACCCUGUUCUCUUCUAAUAUAAGUGAAACAUCCCCUUUAAACAUAGGAAUCCAAAUAAAACAUGUAUAAGCUAAGAAGCUAAUGUUCAGAGUUACUUUAGAACAAAAAGAGUCUGAACAUAUGUUUCUUUAUCAUAUUUAAAAUAAUAGGAGCAACCAGCUCUCCACUGCAAAACAAAAAAUAAUACUAUUCAUUUAUAACCAUCUCUUUUUGUCUGAGACUUUUAGCUUUAGCCUCAGUCUUUUCACCUUUGUAGCUGCGAAGUUCAUGUGAAUCGUUUUAUGACGUCCUCAUUUUAAUGCGAGUCUGUUUAAAACAUUCAAAACUCAAAUAAUGCCGCAUUUCAGCCAACUGUAGCUUAGUUAGCUAGCUAGCUAGCUUCUAAUAAUGAUGAUAAACACACAGUUGCAGGUUAGAAAUGAGAAGGCGGCUUUUUUUUCUACCUCUGUCUGAAAUGAAGGACCUAAAAAUCAGUCAGAUUUAUCACAGCAAGAGUAUCUAAAGGGGGGUUCACUGAACGGUCACUUACAAUAUUUUCCAUGAAACAUUUUUUCUUUGGUGAUUAAAGGGCACAUUGUUUGUAUUUAAUGAGUUAAAACAGACAGAAGUCUGGUACGGUCCAUGAAAAAAUGAAGUGUGACUUAAAUAUGACACCAAGACAGCUUGUUGAUGACAUAUUGUGGUUGGUAAAUAUUUAGAUACCGUUACAUACGUGUGUUCUAAUUAAGGCUGUGUAAUUGACCUCACUGAGGUGUGAGCUGUUGUUGUUACAAUGCCUGUAUACUGACAUUCUAUUUCUGUCAUUCUAAAACUGAGCAUCUGUUGUGUAGGCCACCGAGUCUCGAUCUUUCCUUUUCCUACACAUCUGCUCUCGUCACCCCAGUGUCCUGACUCACAGGCACCGAUGAAAAAGUCCUGUGAGUUUAAUGUGACAAUUUCUCAGGAAGGUUCACCUCAGUCCACUUGUGUUCUCGUGUUUUGCCUGCGUUUUAGUUUCCUAAGCAAAUGCACUUUUUCCUCUGCCUCUGCCAGUUUUGUUGACUAACGAAUCUCUAAAAUGAGAAUAUGACUCGUAUUUGUAUUGUAUCUUUUUGUGGAAGGCAUUUGUUUGUCACUGGUUAAUAAUAUGUAGCGUGUUCUCACCUCCAGCGUAAUGCGCUCAACAGUGUGUAUGUGUUUGUUAAAAAGGGUGGGUGUGCAUGGACGGUAAGAGUCAUAAAAUGACUUCACAUGACACUGAAGCCUUUCAGUUAGCUGAAUGUUGUUUGAAGAUAAGUCAUGAUUAAGAGCUCAAUUUUGUAUAUGAAGAGUGAAAUGUUACUGAAUAUAAAGUUCAUUUUGAUGAUUCAUUUGAAUAUGUAAUAAUUUAAGAAUUAAAUCAUUUUUAAUUUAAUAACAAAAUGCCACAUUGCCAUUAACAUGCUAUGAUUGAUCAUCUGUAUUCUGCUGCUUUCAUCUGUCCUCCGGCUGUGGCUCAGGAGGUAGAGCAGGUCAUCCACUAAUCAGAUGAUUGUUG